Messenger RNA from Scutellospora calospora, 1189 nucleotides. The record is from the annotation of a GenBank genome assembly. NCBI's taxonomy places the organism in Eukaryota, Fungi, Glomeromycota, Glomeromycetes, Diversisporales, Gigasporaceae.
AACUUAUGUAUUUUUCGAAGUACCAUCCAAUAUUGUAUUAAUUAAAAUAAAACCUUCAAUUUGGAUUUCAUCACUCAUGGUCGGAUGGGGUAUCGUAAUGAUAUCUAUGGCAUUCGUAAAAAAUUACCAUCAGUUAUUGGUGACAAGAUUAUUAUUAGGAUGUUUUGAGGCUGGUCUUUUUCCUGGCGUCAUAUAUUAUAUUACAAAAUGGUAUAAAAGAUCUGAGCAAAGUUACAGAGUUGGUUUGUUUUUUGCUGGUUGUAUGAUUGCUGGUGCAUUUAGUGGACUUUUGGCAUAUGCUAUUAUGGGUAUGGAUGGUAGAUUUGGAUUGAGUAGUUGGCAAUGGAUAUUUCUUAUUGACGGAUUGGCGACGGUUUUUGUUGCAUUUUUUGCCUAUUUUUUGAUCUCGGAUUUUCCAGAGACCGCUACUUGGCUUAAAGAGGAUGAACGAAAGAUUAUUAUUGAUCGUUUACAAAAUGAUUUAGGAGAUAUUACCACAAAUGAUUUGGAUAAACAUCAAAUAUAUGAAGCUUUUAAGGAUUGGGUGCCUUUAUUUAUACAAUUCACUGCGGCAAUUCCUGGAUAUUCUUACUCUUUCUUUAUUCCGUCAAUUGUAAAUGGUCUGGGAUUUAAUCCUGUUAUUUCUCAACUUCUUUCUGUUCCUCCUUUUAUCUUGGGAUGUCUUACAAUGAUUAUGAUUUCGAUAUUAUCUGAUCGAUCCGGAGUUCGUGGUCCAUAUUUAAUUUGUAAUUCAUUGGUAGCAAUUGUAGGAUAUAUAUUACUUGUGAUUCCGACUUCCGGUAUUGCUAUAAAAUAUAUCGGACUUUGUAUUGUUUGCAUGGGAUUGUCUUCAUGUGUCCCUGUAUCAAUUACAUGGUUAACAAAUAAUCUAGCUGGCAAUUCGAAACGUGCUGUAGGUAGUGCAAUUAUAAUUGCAUGUGGUAACAUAGCUGGAAUACCAGCUUCACAAUUAUACCAACCUCAAGACGCUCCAGCUUAUAAAUUUGGUCAUGUCACUGUGAUAUUUCUUUUAUUAUUUACGAUAACCUUAUCGAUAGUUCAAUAUUCUUUAUUAAAUAGAGCUAAUAAACUUAAAAUUAAAUAUCCAGAAAGAUUUUUAAAAGGAAAAAGUAAAGAAGAGGCUGUUAUUUUGGGUGAUAAGCAUCCAUCAUUUGUUUAUUGCUUGUAA